CCUAAUUGUAAUUUUCCAUUGGCUACUACUGGUAAGACACCCGUCACCUCCCUGUAUCCACGAGACAGGAAGUGUCGAUGAGCAUAGAAUAUAGAAAAAGUGGCAAAGCAACGUAGGUCUAAAGUAAAUAUCAAAGAUCAGAAAACCCAGCGUUCUAUCAUCGGAGUAUGGUGCCAAUGACUAUAGACUAUAAUGUUGGAUUGUAGCCUACAUGAUUCUGUACAAUAAACAAUGUUGCAAAAAAAUGCAUGUUUGUGCUACACUGUGUCCAAUGAUAUCUGCCGCCAGGGGGACUCGACCCGUGCUGAACAUACUUCCCAAAUUCCAACGAGAACCUGGAGGUGAGUCAGAGUCAGUAGUCCGCCUAAAAAACAAAAUAAUUUACAGACUACGUUUUCCCCCGCUCACUUCCGUAGAUCGAGUCUAUUUAGUGUAAGCAAAUACGGUGAGUGUUUUAGAAAGAUUAGGGUUAAUUUAUGUGAAAUCCUCAAAUCUAGAAACUAAAAGUCAAAGCAUUGUUUUUAUUGACUGAAAGACGGUUACUGCUCCGUGACGAAAGAACUCCAUCCCGUCCCGUUACAAGGUCUCUCUGAUCACUGUUAUCUUGGCCUAAUGUCUGUCCGAGUGCCAUCCAUGAGUGUGCUGCCUCCUGUUCGAAGGGACCGCAUCAUUGCCCAGCUUCCUCAGUUUUACAGUAAGAAGGCUGCUGUGCACACUAAAGAUGAGUUCAACUCCAAAGUGAAGACUGCCUGCCAGGAGCAACGCACUGGCACAGUAGGUAGGUUUAGAAUUGCUAAGGUCAUAGUGGUUGGUGACCUGGCUGUGGGAAAAACAUGUCUGAUUAAUAGGUUUUGCAAGGAUGCAUUUGACAAGAACUACAAGGCGACUAUUGGCGUUGACUUUGAGAUGGAGCGGUUUGAAGUGUUGGGGGUGCCUUUCAGCUUACAGUUGUGGGACACUGCGGGGCAGGAGAGGUUCAAGUGUAUUGCUUCCACAUACUACAGGGGAGCUCAGACUAUUGUUAUUGUGUUCGAUGUAAAUGAUGUGGCAUCUUUGGGCCAUGCAAGGCAGUGGCUUGAAGAUGCCUUGAAGGAGAAUGAUCCUACCAAUGUCCAGCUUUUCCUGGUGGGCACAAAGAAAGACCUAAGUUCUCCUGCUCAGUACUCUCAGAUUGAACAGGAUGCCAUCGAACUGGCUGAGGAAAUCAAAGCAGAAUAUUGGGCCUUGUCAUCAUUGACUGGGGAAAAUGUGAGGGAGUUUUUCUUCCGUAUUGCAUCAUUGGCAUUUGAGGCCAACGUUCUGGCAGAGCUAGAGAAGAGUGGAUCAAGGCACAUUGGGGACGUUAUCAAAAUUAACAGUAAUUCAAACAACGUGUAUGCAACAUCAAAGAAGAAACAGUCAAACUGUUGUCAAUGAAGACAAACACGUGACUACUACAGUAAAAAGGUACCAAAGCAAAAAGCAUAAUUUCCUCAGAAGAGAAACUGAGAACCACGGACCACUCCCAGACACAUGGAAUUUGCAGUGAGAGCUAGCAGACAGGACAGAGACUAGUGCCUUCACAGGCAUUUGAUUUUUAUUUCUGCUGGCCCGGAAAGAACAGCUCCUUGGUUGGAUGUGGAUUCCUGUGGUGCUUGGCUUAUUUUUGCCUAUCUAUAGUUUCGGAAUAUAAUUUCCUCUGUCAUUGCACUCCAUACUGUACAAUUCCAGUUUUUGAGUGUUGACAGAUUAUCGCGUUACUGCUUAAAUGGCUAUGGGGUAUGGACAAUCAUGGAUGUCUUAAAAUACCCAAUAUGGAUAUUUUUAAGACACUCCACCAUUAGGCCUAUUAGAUUUUUUACAGUGUUGUUUUGUGUAGUGUUGUUUGCAUGCUAUAUGUUUUUUGCACAAUUUGUAACUAUAGCAUAGAUGGAAACUCGUGACUCCAUCCUGGGAGGUUAUAUUAUGCUAGCUAAGGAGUAUGAUUGCAUUGUUUGGAUAGUCCUAUUUUUAACAGCACAGAUGCGUUCAUACAGUGUGAGAGAUGUGUAUUAGUCAGAUGUACCUCGUCUACAUUAGAUAGAGACAAUAAUAUAACUGAGAAUGAUUCAUUUUGAAUUAUAUGCGAUAUUUGAAUGACUGAUCUUAUAUUAUCCUUCUAGUUGAAUAUCAGAAUCAGAGUGAAAUGUGCAUGCAUACGUAUGUCUAGUCCUUUUAGACAAGAAAUAUUAUUUAAUUUUUUUUUCUAAUAUGUUUAAUUGCAGAUGUAAGUUUUGACUCUAUAAAUAUAUACUGUAUAUUCAAAACUACUACACUUAGCUCAAAAUAUAGAUAUAAGCUUUAAAAUCACUGCUCUGUAUCAAAUCAAACUGCUGUUUACCGGUAAUUAGACUAAUUCAAAGUUAUUAUUAAAAGUUCCAUAUAGGAUGAGUCACUAAUCUGUUAUUCAAUUAUGUUUUAUAACGGUUUGUCAUAUUAGCCAAGACCUCUUAAUUUGAAACAAUAAUACAUAUAGUUGCUAGUGAAAGUCUACACACCCAUUGCACAAUCUUCACAUUUUGCUUCCUUAAAAUUAAUACAAAACAUUUAUUCAAUUAAAUAUUUUUUCCUGUCAAUCUACACGACCUACUCCACAUUUUCAAAGAUAUUUUUGUUGUUGUUUCUAAAUGACUUAAGAAAUACAAAAUUAGGAUUGUUGUUUUUGUUGUAUUUAACCUUUAUUUAACUAGGCAAGUCAGUUAAGAACAAAUUCUUAUUACGGGGGCUGGGAUUAAAAAAAUAUAUUUAAAAAAAUAGGUAUAUAUAUAUAUAUAUAUAUGACAAAACACACAUCACAACAAGAGAGACAACACAACACUACAUAUAGAGAGACCUAAGACAACAACAUAGCAUGGCAGCAACACAUGACAACACAGCAUGGUAGCAACACAACAUGACAACAACAUGGCAGCAGCACAACAUGGUAGCAGCACAAAACAUGGUACAAACAUUAUUGUUGCAGCUCGUUCCAGUCACUAGCUGCAGUGAACUGAAAAGACAAGCGACCCAGGGAUGUGUGUGCUUUGGGGACCUUUUGUAAUGUCUGCUUCCAUCUCACACUCUCAAACACAUAGAUCCCCUGAACACAGCUCACUUUCCAGCUCACACUCUCAAACACAUAGAUCCCCUGAACGUAGCUCAGUCUCCAGAUCCCAAUCACCUGAAUUCUGAUCACCUGUUCACACACCUGUAUGUCAUUAUCACACACUAUUUAGUUCAGUUCAUUGCACCCCAUCAUUGUGAGAUAUUGUUUAUUUUUGUCCACAUUCUAGUCGGAGCGCUGUUUAUGUCCAUAUUAGUCCUCCCGUGUGUUGUAGUUUUUGGCUGUCCUCACUAAAAACGUUUUUUUGCCUAUUCCCUGCCUAUACUUUUGCCUAUCAGAUUUCCUGUCAUCAACCUCUUGCCUGAUUUCCCAGACUAUGUUAUUAGCCUUUCCCCCUGCCUGUACUGUUACCUUUUUGGAUUCCCUGUGUUUGACCUUCUGCCUGUCCCUGGAUCAUGAUACCUGCCUUCUCCUGUCGUCCUUUAUUAAAUAAAGACCUGCUGUGCCCUGCGCUUGAAACCAGCACUCUGUCUCCCAUCAUACUCAUUACACCUUUAACAGAAUGUGACUGACAGAACGGGUGUUGUAUGUGGAGGAAGAGGGCUGCAGUAGAUAUCACAGAUAGGAGGGAGUGAGGCCUAAGAGGGUUUAUAAAUAAGCAUCAACCAGUGGUCUUGCAACGGGUAUGACCAGUUUACAGAGGAGUUUAGAGUGCAGUGAUGUGUCCUAUAAGGAGCAUUGGUGGCAAAUCUGCAUUGAUUGCAUACUGUAUGUUAAUAAACUCAGUAAAAAGAAACGUC
Messenger RNA from Salvelinus fontinalis (brook trout), 3861 nucleotides. Its product is annotated as ras-related protein Rab-34-like. Gene Ontology annotation, biological process: endocytosis; phagosome-lysosome fusion. The record is from RefSeq and is a predicted model, not a curated record. Gene Ontology annotation, molecular function: GTP binding; GTPase activity. The transcript is spliced from 11 exons. The coding region runs from base 613 to 1416 and encodes 267 amino acids. NCBI's taxonomy places the organism in Eukaryota, Metazoa, Chordata, Actinopteri, Salmoniformes, Salmonidae.